AUUUAUUUCUCUGACCACUGGGGCUAGGUUCCAGGAGAAAUGCGCAACAAGUCUGGGGCCGAGAACUGAAACUCGGCCUUCUCCGCCCUCGUCUCACUCGCUCGUCCCCGGAGACUCAGUGCUGGUGGCCAGGACGGGCGACUCCGGAGCGAGGGCAAUACUUGUCGCAAGCGGUUGGACUUAGGUCAGGCAAUUUGCCCCGCCACCCGUCGGUCGCUCCCACCCCUCCCUUCCUCAAGGCCCAGGGCAGCGAUGUCCUCCUCCCCCUUCUCCUCCUCUUUGGAGCCUCCAGCCAGGAGGCGGGAGUGACCCACAGCAGCUGACCCAGCCCGGCACUGCCUCUCCCACAGCCCUCAAGACACACCAUGGGCCCAGAGGCGGGUUUGCUACACAGCAGCGACGACGCAGGCGGCGGCCUCGGCGACUCUCAACUGCCUCCCUGACCACCGUGACUACCGCCCAACAACCCCGAGAAGCCAUCGUCACCGCCGGCAGGAGAACCUAGGGACCACAAAACCACCUUCACGAUCGACUCAAGCUACGUCAACAACUAUGGCGGGCGAGGGGCAGCGGGCGGAGCCGGUGUGGGAAGGAUGGAGCGUGUCCGUCACGCCCAGGGCCCCCCUCCGAGAGGGAAGGCCCCGGCUCGCCCCUCAAAAUGGCGGCGGCAGUGGCGCGCCUGCGUACGGAACUCCGCCGCGCCAGGGCCGGCGGGAAGUGAGGUUUUCAGAGGAGCCGCCAGAAGUGUACGGCGACUUCGAGCCCCGGGUGACCAAAGAAAGGUCCCCGGGGGGGAAACAAGCCCCGCUAGAAGCGUUCCGGCCCGAUGGUGCGAAAGAGGAAGUGAGAGAAAGCGCCUACUACCUUCGGUCUAGGCAGCGGAGGCAUCCGCGACCCCAAGAAACCGAGCAGAUGAACACUCGAAGGGCUACCCGGCUGCGGCAGCAGCACACACAGGAGUCUCCAGUACAGUCUUCUCCGGUUACGACCAGGAAAGGGUUGCGGGACUCUCAUUCCUCUGAAGAGGAUGAACCAUCUUCCCAAACUGUUUUAAGCCAAACAGUCUCAAAGAAAACUGACAGAAGAAUGCAAGAGAAUCCAGUGGUAAAAGAAGAUCUUAUCAGCAGCCUAUGUAGACCCCCUCUAAGAAGCCCAAGAUCCGAAGCCACCAGUAUCCAACAGGUCGAUUUCUCUGAAGGAGGUAUUCUCUUUGUAAAUAUGAUGCAAUAUAUUCUAAAUCUUUUCCUUUACAUUAGAAGCUAUUUUGAUAAGUACAUAAGUAGUAAGAGUAGAAAGUUGAAUAUGAUUUAUAAUACAGUAUUUUUUUUUUUUUUUUACUUUUUAGAUCAAAUCAGUAGGUCAUCUGGUCAAUAUCAAGAGUCAUUUUGGCAGUCAUCAAGAAGUCAAGACUUAAUAGCACAUAAUAGGCGACCUUCAGCGCUGAGCUUGGGACAUCAAAAAAACUCUGAAGAAUGGGUUAAACAAACUACAGGAAUAAGGACUAGGAAUCAAAAUGACAGCAAUCAGAAAUCCGAGUUUAGAAACCAGUCUCCAUCAACCUUCACCCAACAAUUGACUAGACAACCCAAAAAUGCUUCUUUUGUCAAGAUGAAGUUGUGGUGGCCAUUUUUCAUAAUAGCUCUUCUUGCCUUGGGGAGUUUUUGGUUCUUUUAUACUCCUGAAGUGGAAACCACUGCUGCCGUUCAGGAGUUCCAGAACCAGAUGAACCAACUUCGGAGUAAGUACCAAGGUCAAGAUGAGAAGCUGUGGAAAAGGAGCCUAACAUUACUGGAAAAACAUCUUAAUAGCUCCCAUCCUCGGCCUCAGCCUGCUGUCUUGCUGCUCACUGCUGCCCGAGAUGCUGAAGAGGCCCUUAAAUGUCUGAGUGAACAGAUUGCUGAUGCUUAUUCUUCCUUCUGGAGUGUCCGUGCCAUCCGGAUUGAUGGGGCAGGCAAAGCUGCUCAAGACAGUGAUACUGUCAAACUAGAGGUAGACCAGGAACUGAGCAAUGGAUUCAAAAAUGGCCAGAACGCAGCUGUAGUACACCGCUUCGAGUCACUGCCCGCAGGCUCUACUCUGAUCUUCUAUAAAUAUUGUGACCAUGAAAAUGCAGCCUUCAAAGAUGUAGCCUUAGUCCUCACUGUCUUACUAGAGGAAGAGACACUUGGAACCAGUCUUGGCCUAAAGGAAAUUGAAGAAAAAGUGAGAGAUUUCCUCAAAGUCAAGUUCACCAACUCUGAUACACCUAAUUCCUACAAUCAUAUGGACCCAGACAAGCUGAAUGGGCUCUGGAGUCGUAUUUCUCACUUAGUCCUACCUGUACAACCUGAAAACACCCUGAAAAGAGGCAUCUGCUUAUAAGGGAUGAGAAAAGAGAAAAUCAUGGCUCAAGUUCUGAGAAGUUUUCGGACUUUCUAACCAGAGAUAGGAUUCAGAGCUCUUUAUUAAAAGAACUGGUUUCUUUUUAAAGGAAAUGGGGUUCUUUAAACAUGGAACAUCUGAGACAUUUAUUCAACCUAA
Molecule: messenger RNA, 2520 nt
Organism: Otolemur garnettii (small-eared galago)
Lineage: Eukaryota; Metazoa; Chordata; Mammalia; Primates; Galagidae
Gene: TOR1AIP1
Product: torsin 1A interacting protein 1
Exons: 9
Coding region: 553-2361 (602 amino acids)
Biological process (GO): nuclear membrane organization
Cellular component (GO): nuclear membrane
Molecular function (GO): ATPase activator activity
Source: RefSeq, a predicted model, not a curated record